Molecule: messenger RNA, 843 nt
Organism: Bicyclus anynana (squinting bush brown)
Lineage: Eukaryota; Metazoa; Arthropoda; Insecta; Lepidoptera; Nymphalidae
Product: zinc finger matrin-type protein 2
Exons: 3
Coding region: 139-735 (198 amino acids)
Biological process (GO): mRNA splicing, via spliceosome
Cellular component (GO): U4/U6 x U5 tri-snRNP complex; spliceosomal complex
Molecular function (GO): zinc ion binding; nucleic acid binding
Source: RefSeq, a predicted model, not a curated record
UCAUAGUGUCAAACUCAAAUGUACUUUGGUUUUAUUGUUUAUAAAUUUAUUUUUAAUUUCAAAUACAUGUAACAUAAAUAGUUAUCCCAAGUCUAAUAACUAUUGUGCCUAAAAAAGAAGGUGCAUAACGCAGCCACAAUGAGUAUGAGACCUGACGACCAUCGGCGGAAAUGGGAUAAAGAUGAAUUCGAACGCAUCGCAGAGGAAAGAAUACAAGCAGAGUUAGAUGAAGAGGAAAGAUUAAAAAAGAAAGCUCCUACUGUUAAAAGAGAAUUACUAAAACAACGUGAAUACAAAGUUGAUUUGGACUCAAAAUUGGGUAAAAGUGUGGUAAUAACAAAAAACACACCCACCUCACAGUCAGGAGGGUACUACUGCAAUGUGUGCGACUGUGUUGUCAAAGAUUCCAUUAACUUCUUGGAUCAUAUCAAUGGCAAAAAGCACCAAAGGAAUCUUGGUAUGUCCAUGAAAAUUGAGAGGAGUACCUUAGAUCAGGUUAAAGCAAGAUUUGCACAUAACAAAAGAAAGUUGGAAGAAAAGAAAGAUGAAUACGAACUUGACACUCGACUCAAAGAGGCAGCAGAAGAAGAGGCCCGACUGAAAGAACUGCGUCGCGAAAGACGUCGAGAUAAAAAAAGGAAGCUCCAUGAAACUGAAGAUUCAGAUGAUGUACCUGCUCAGUCAGAAUUAGCACAAAUUAUGGGCUUCUCCGGAUUUGGUGCUUCUAAAAAAUAGCUAUUAGGUAUUGACAUAAAACAAAAUUAUUGUUCUAUUCCUUGCAGUGUAUAAAUAGAAAGAUAUUGUAUUCUGUAGGUACAUCUCAAUAAAUAAUUUACUUGACAA